Molecule: messenger RNA, 2030 nt
Organism: Clarias gariepinus (North African catfish)
Lineage: Eukaryota; Metazoa; Chordata; Actinopteri; Siluriformes; Clariidae
Gene: lgsn
Product: lengsin, lens protein with glutamine synthetase domain
Exons: 3
Coding region: 45-2030 (661 amino acids)
Biological process (GO): lens morphogenesis in camera-type eye
Cellular component (GO): membrane; cytoplasm
Molecular function (GO): glutamine synthetase activity
Source: RefSeq, a predicted model, not a curated record
CAUAUGACUAUUACUCAUUCUCAUUACUUUAGGAAACUGCCUUAAUGGAUUCAGACCAAAUAGAUGGCGGCAACCUGAGCCAGUGUACACAGAAGGGAGUAAGGGUGAGUGGGAGACAUGUAGCCUCUUUAGAGAGGGACAAAAGAACGACUGAUCUGCCCAUAGUCCAGUCUAACUUGUCUGCACCAAAUCCCACUGACCACUCUACUGUAAUUUCGAUCAGCCCACACUGUCGGCCCACUGUCUCCACUGAAUCACAGCCUCAUGACUACACUUAUACUGAUGAACGGAAUAGAGAAGGCCGCUUGGACAAUCCACGUCCAGAAGCAGGUGUUUCUACUGUUUCUGAACAAACAAUGGAGGAACUGAAAAGCCUAUUGAGAGAUCGCUCCAUUCUUAAUACAAGAGAGAGCAAUGAAAACCAGUUUGUCGGUUAUCGCUGCCAUGUCCCUGGUCAGAGAAUUGACUGUAAACCAGAUGACAUACCAUCCAAGUCCUUCACAACCUUCAAGCCCUCUUUAGGAAGUAAUAGAAGAACAAGAGAUAGUGGUUCAUCUGGCUGGGAAUCCAGUGUGUCAUCAAAAACUGGCACACAUACAAACAGGCCCAUCAGCUCGAAGUUACCUAUCAGUGAAGGAACAUACCGGGGUGAGACUGGGACAUCAAAGACAGAUAACAAGGAUCACAAUCCAAACAUGGAAUACCACGGAUCUCAAAACGUCAUUCCCGAGGUUGAACACAUAAAGCAGCAGAUCAAUCGUGAGAAUAUAGGCUUUGUCCGGUUUGAAGCCACUGAUCUCCAUGGUGUAUCUAGAUCCAAGACAGUCCCUGCUUCCUUAUUUCAUGAAAAAGCAGUUUAUGGUGUGCCCAUGCCUAGGAGCUACCUGGAGCUGACACUGAGCCCCAAGAACAAUGAAGUUGAUCAUCCAGCUGCUGCCAGUUUCGACAGCGAUAUUCUUCUCAUUCCUGAUCUCACUACAUUUCAAGUCCUUCCCUGGGCUGAGCAGACUGCUCGUAUCAUUUGUGAUCCUUGUACAAUCACAGGGAUCCCUCUACGCACAUCUCCUCGCCUUGUUGCUAAGCUGAUGCUUGGCCAGCUUCAAUCCAUGGGAUUCUCCAUCUAUUCCUCUUUCACAUACGAAUGCUGCAUCUUCGGAGAACCUGAGAGGAUGGGCCCCAAGAUGAUAUUUUUCCCUGCCACCACUUUACUGAGUAAUCAUGACAUGCCUUUUUUACAGCAACUGGUGAUAGGGUUGUACCAAAUGGGCAUCAGUGUAGAUAGCGUCGCGUCUGCCAGUGGUCCGGGACAGAUGGAGAUCUGCUUCAAGCCUAAAUUUGGGAUUGAAUCUGCUGACAGUGCCUUCACCUUUCGUACUGGAGUUAAAGAAAUGGCCAGAAAGCACAACUACAUCGCCACCUUCCUUUCCAAUGAUACCAUUUACAAUUCCGGUUCCCUGUCCCACAGUUUAUGGGAUGUCAAUAGCAGGAGAAAUCUUUUCCAUUCAGGCACCAGUGAGAUGUCUGAGAUUGGCAAGAAAUGGCUUGGAGGGCUUCUCCACCACUCACCAGCUCUUAGCUGCCUAACGGCGCCAGGGAUAGACUGCCGCAGCCAGUUUUCCAAAGGCAAUAUUUCAAAGAGCACAUUCUAUGCCACUUGUGGCUGCAACGACAACAGCUGUGCUUUUAACGUGAAGGCUCACGGCGGACGAGAGACCCAUAUUGAGAACAAGCUGGGCUCAGCAAUGGCAAACCCUUACAUAGUCUUAGCAGCUACCAUUGCAGCAGGAUUGGAUGGUAUCAAGCAUAACCUCUGUGCAGAACAGUCACUUAAUAGAGCUCCAGUGCAGCAGAAACAGUUUGCUGUACCUCUCAAACUGGAGGAUGCCUUAGUGGCUCUUGGAGAAGACGCUGUGAUUUGUGGGGCACUGGGUGAGCCAUUUGUGCGUUACUUUAUUGCCAUGAAGCACCUAGAGAUUGAGACACAGGAAAGUGAUACAGACAGAAACAAAAACCUGGAAUACUUCAUCUAG